CGGAUCUUCAUGUGACAGUGGGUUGGCCACGGCAACACCCCGCCCACUCCUAGUGUCCAGCCACUGAGGAGGUUGCUGAAGUUAGCAACAGAAAGCACGAUUGGACAGAAGAAGUGGAAGAAGAAGUAAAUAACCUUCUGUAGAGUGAUAAUACAUUAGAGUGAAUCUCAACUCACUUCUUCAUUUGCUCUGUGGUUGGCAUUGGCACCAUUUCCUGGCCGUCGGGUGUAUAAACAGGAAGUGGUUAGUGGUGGUGGGUCCUGCUAAUCACUGAAAGGACAGUUCCUGGCAGCACUGCAAUAGCACCUCACCUGUGUGUGUGUGUGUGUGUGUGUGUGUGUGUGUGUGUGUGUGUGUGUGUGUGUGUGUGUGUGUGUGUGUGUGUGUGUGUGUGUGUGUGUGUGUGUGUGUGUGUGUGUGUGUGUGUGUGUGUGUGUGUGUGUGUGUGUGUGUGUGUGUGUGUGUGUGUGUGUGUGUGUGAGGCUUGCUGUUGGAGGGGGAGUGUCUGCACGUGUAGCGAUGCGUGUAGAGACGAAGAAGCCCCUUCCCUGCAACCUGACUCAGACUCUGGCUGUGACCUUCAACGUGACCCCAGCCCCACCAUGCUGAACAAUGCCUCCCUUGUCUACAUCGCCCUGGAGCUGGUCAUAGCCUUUCUGGCCGUGACCGGUAACAUGCUGGUCUGCUGGGCCGUGUGCCUCAACAGCACCUUGCAGAGCAUCACCAACUACUUUGUGGUGUCCCUGGCAGUGGCAGAUAUCGCUGUGGGCUUGCUGGCCAUCCCCUUCGCCAUCACCAUCAGCACGGGCUUCUGUGCCAACUUCCACGGCUGCCUGUUCAUCGCCUGCUUCGUACUGGUGCUCACCCAGAGCUCCAUCUUCAGCCUGCUGGCCAUCGCUGUGGACCGCUACAUCGCCAUCAAGAGCCCCCUCAGGUAUAACAGUCUUGUGACGUCCGGGAGGGCGAAGGGCAUCAUCGCAGUGUGCUGGGUUCUCUCCGUGGGCAUCGGCCUCACGCCCAUGCUGGGCUGGAACAGGGGUGUCAACGGCACCAACAGCAGCUCGUGCCCCGAAGGCAUGACAGAGUGCCUGUUCGAGGGUGUGGUCACCCUGGAAUACAUGGUCUACUUCAACUUCUUCGGUUGUGUGCUGGUGCCCCUGCUGGCCAUGCUGGUCAUCUACGCCCGCAUCUUCAUGGCGGCUCGGCGCCAGCUGAGACUGAUGGACCUGAAGCUGGCUCACAUGCACGCCCCUGGGGCAUGCUCAUCGUCCACAUCGCCCCGCUCCACCCUGCAGAAGGAGGUCCACGCAGCCAAGUCUCUGGCCAUCAUCGUGGGGCUAUUCACCCUCUGCUGGUUGCCCCUUCACAUCAUCAACUGCUUCAACCUGUUCUGCCAGGACUGUGGGCGCCCGCACGUCUGGGUGAUGAACAUCGCCAUCAUCCUGUCCCACGCCAACUCCGUGGUCAAUCCCUUCAUCUAUGCAUAUCGCAUCCGGGAGUUCCGCCACACCUUCCGGAGGAUCCUGCGCAAGCACAUCCUGGGGCACUGGGAGGGGCAUGGAGCUGGAGGAGGGGGUGGCAGAAGGCUGGGUAGCAGCAGCAGUAUCACGCGUGCCUCUACUCGCAUCAGCAUGGUGGACAGCUUGUGUGGCACCAUGGGGAACAGUUAUUCCCUGGAGCCCAGCCCCAAACCCAGCCCCACUCGGACCCCCAUAGAGACCCAUAGAGCUGGGAAAGAAGCUUACUCUGACUCCUGCCAAUGGUCACCACCACAGUCAGACCCUGCACCAAUCAGCUCCAUUGAAAACGGACACAACAAAGGCGAUGCCCCGGUGUCUCCCAGGCAGCAGCAAUGCAUCAUGGGAUGUGCGGACCAAAGUGGGGUUGAGACUACAACCGUGUUGAUGGAGGUGAGGGACAGUGGGAACAUAUCCUCUGUCCCCCUCUGUCCCCCUCUGUCCCCUCUGUCCCCCACACUAACCAGCCUAAACACUCAGUAGAACUCACUGAGGUCUCAUGACAUAGUUAUCUCCAUGUCAGGCCUCUGUCCCCUCUGUCCUCCUCUGUCCCCCUCUGUCCCCCCUCUGUCCUCCUCUGUCCCCCUCUGUCCUCCUCUGUCCCCCUCUGUCCUCCUCUGUCCCCUCUGUCCCCCUCUGUCCCCCUCUGUCCCCCUCUGUCCUCCUCUGUCCUCCUCUGUCCCCCUCUGUCCUCCUCUGUCCCCUCUGUCCCCCUCUGUCCUCCUCUGUCCCCCACACUAACCAGCCUAACCACUCAGUAGAACUCACUGAGGUCUCAUGACAUAGUUAUCUCCAUGUCAGGCCUCUGUCCCCCUCUGUCCCCCUCUGUCCCCCUCUGUCCCCCUCUGUCCCCCUCUGUCCCCCUCUGUCCCCCUCUGUCCUCCUCUGUCCCCCUCCUCUGUCCUCCUCUGUCCUCCUCUGUCCCC
This is a messenger RNA of Oncorhynchus gorbuscha (pink salmon), 2443 nucleotides long. RefSeq names its product adenosine receptor A2b-like. Gene Ontology annotation, cellular component: membrane. The record is from RefSeq and is a predicted model, not a curated record. Gene Ontology annotation, biological process: G protein-coupled adenosine receptor signaling pathway; adenylate cyclase-activating G protein-coupled receptor signaling pathway. The transcript has 2 exons. Bases 603 to 2000 code for a protein of 465 amino acids. Gene Ontology annotation, molecular function: G protein-coupled adenosine receptor activity. NCBI's taxonomy places the organism in Eukaryota, Metazoa, Chordata, Actinopteri, Salmoniformes, Salmonidae.